This is a messenger RNA of Ilex paraguariensis (yerba mate), 877 nucleotides long. Lineage: Eukaryota; Viridiplantae; Streptophyta; Magnoliopsida; Aquifoliales; Aquifoliaceae. The record is from the annotation of a GenBank genome assembly.
UCUAAGAUCCGGUUGCAUCCAACGACCAAUGGCAGACCAAGUGGCAUCCCCUCAAUAAAAUCUGACGGUUAACAUGCCCUCGCCAGUCCUAUGGGCUGUCCACAAUCCAUGAUCAUAAACCAUAGCACAUUCAAAACGAUAAACUAGUGGGAAGCAGAUGAGCCAACGUCGUGGGGUUGGUGGAGCUGCACCAGAACCACCAGGUCUCAUGAUAACGGGCGGCGGGGGAGGAGAUGGCUCAUUGGCCAUGGCGAGGAGAUAUGCCCACAUCAUCUAUUUCUUUUCUUUUACAAGCACCAGUCUCUUACUCCAGGGAACCGUUGCAUACAAUCUCAAGAAUGGUAAAAGCAGCGCAACGUUGAGCACAGAAUUGAAGGCCCAGGCCCCAAUCCCAUUGCACCCACCUUUGAAGAAAUGCAAAAAAAUCACCCCAACAAGGCAACCCAGAUUGAGAAAACUCGAGCCAGAGGAAGGACAUGAAGAUGAGAGCAGAGUCGUUGAAGAGUUGGAAAAAAGAGAGUCUCCGACGUUGCAGAAUGGCGAAGAAUGUACCGAAUGCUUGAAGGAACUGAGAGAGAUAGAAGACAUAGGACCAGAAGAAGACGCGUCCAGAAGAGCGUGUUCCGAGUGGGAAACAAAGGAGCCAUUGGAGUGGGGUUUUAGAGCGCCCCCAGAACCACCUGGUGUGGCGGAUCUCGGCGGCUGCAGAGGAGAGAGUUCCUGCAAAGAUGGUGGCGGAGAUGAGUGCCAUGAUGAGGCUGUGGAGGGUCGGGAUGGGGCCCAGUGGGAUGGGGCGGCGGCGGCGGAAGAGGAGGAGGAGGUAGUAGAGGGUGGUGGAGGUGGCUAUGUAGGUGGAGAUGGAGAUGAAGAGGAAUAA